AUGGCCGACAAGAUGGGCUCUUUCACAGAGUUCCUCGAAUUCAUCAUGACCCCCUCGACGCCCGUCAUCCUCAUCGGCGCCGCCAUCGUCCUCCUCUUCCCCAUCCUCCUCCACUACAUCCUCAUCAAGUCAACACCCUACACAACCCUCCCCUCCGUCCUCCUCCUCGGCCCCGCCGGCGCAGGCAAGACCGCCCUCCUCACCCUCUUCGAACGAGGCGACGCCCCCGCGACAACCCACACGAGCCAGCGCCCCCAAACCGUCGAGCUCACGGCCUCGCGCGACAGCAAGACGGCCCAGAGCUUCCGCAAUCACGACGACACCAGCGGCACCCACACCAAGUUCCUCCUCGUCGACACCCCCGGUCACGGCAAGCUCCGCAACUACGCCCUCGGCAAGCUCGCCAGCGGCGCCGGCGGCAGCAAGAGCAAGAACUCCAAGCUCAAGGCCAUCGUCUUCAUGGUCGACGCCGCCGCCAUUGGCGAGAACGAGGCCCUCGCGCCCACGGCGAGCUACCUUUACGAAGUCCUCCUCGGUCUCCAGAAGCGCGCCGCCUCGAGCAAGUCGUCCAAGCCGCCCCCGCCCAUCCCCGUCCUCGUUGCCGCCAACAAGACGGAUCUGUUUACGGCGCUGCCUGGCGCGCUGGUCAAGUCGAACCUGGAGGCUGAGAUUACGCGGAUACGGUCGUCGCGCAGCAAGGGCCUGUUGGAUUCUGGCGUCGGCAUUGAUGAUGUCGGUUCGGAGGAGCACGAUGAUUGGUUGGGCGCGUAUGGCACCGAGAAGUUCACCUUUGACCAGCUGCGCGAGUUUGACGUGGAGGUGGAUGUUAUCGCGGGCAAUGUUACUGGCAGCGCAACAGGCCCCGAUAAGUGGUGGUCUUGGAUUGCCCAGCGGAUAUAA
Molecule: messenger RNA, 900 nt
Organism: Colletotrichum abscissum
Lineage: Eukaryota; Fungi; Ascomycota; Sordariomycetes; Glomerellales; Glomerellaceae
Product: signal recognition particle receptor beta subunit
Exons: 1
Coding region: 1-900 (299 amino acids)
Source: RefSeq, a predicted model, not a curated record